Acanthoscelides obtectus is the source of this 554-nucleotide messenger RNA. The record is from the annotation of a GenBank genome assembly. Lineage: Eukaryota; Metazoa; Arthropoda; Insecta; Coleoptera; Chrysomelidae.
CUGAGAACAUCUGAAAAACUGCUCUAGGAAUAUGCAAUUAACAUGGCUCACCGUGUGUCCUCUGAAGCUCCUGAUCACACCAGAAGAAAUCUGCAACCCUAUAAGCGAGAUGAGAAAGACAAUUCUGUUGAAUUCAUCAAUCAAUACAGGGUUGACAUAUCACGUGUCGAAUUAACCAAGUGCUUACCCAACAUUACAACCGUUAGAUGUCGCAGGACCCUCUACUAAGCGCCAUCUCCUAGUCGUUCUGUAAACGAACCCUUGUCGCAGAACUGUAUCACCAGUGUUGCCGUUUUGCCAGUAAUUACUGGUAUUUGCGAGGAAUGAGGGGACUUGCCAAUAAUAUUGCGAGGAAUAACAACAAUUUUCAACUUCUCUAAAUUUUUGUAUCCAUAACAGUCGCCAUAUUUGCACAUUACACUAUGCGCCAGUAGGAGAGUAUCCGAUGUAACAUGAAACAUGGUACCGAGCUGACCGAAUCCUAUACAACGCUGGAAGUCUGUCCUCUCUUCUUACUUAUUUUUUGAUCUGUGUUUUCCUUCUCUUGUCUCAUG